GUUAUGUUGGUGUUUUGAAUUGAAUGUGAAAAGCAGAGUUUCAAGAACUGCCACUUUCUCUCGCGAUCCUGUAUCUGCCAGAUGUUUUAAAUCAGUUGGAUCUUUAACUGGAAUUAAAAGCAGUACAUUCAAAAUGAGUAAAAUUUCAAAGAUGUUUAAAGUUAGCUCAUCAAGCUCAUCCAGCUCCAGGCCUAGUUCUGGUUCUAGUUCUGGAUCCGUUUCUAGAUCUAAGCAUCGGUCUCGGUCUGGUCCAUCACCCCAAGAGGCCAUCAACAGACUGAGAGAGACAGAGUCCAUGUUAACCAAAAAACAGGAAUACCUGGAGAGCAGAAUCGAGCAGGAAAUCACGAUUGCCAAGAAGAAUGGCACCAAAAACAAGAGAGCUGCACUUCAGGCUCUUAAGAGGAAGAAACGCUUCGAACAGCAGCUGACGCAGAUUGACGGGACACUGUCCACUAUUGAAUUCCAGCGAGAGGCCCUUGAGAAUGCCACCACAAACACAGAGGUUCUGAAGAACAUGGGUUAUGCAGCUAAAGCCAUCAAAGGGGUUCACCAGAACAUAGAUCUAGAUAAGAUUGACACCCUCAUGCAGGACAUUACAGAACAACAGGAAGUAGCUCAAGAGAUCAGUGAUGCCAUCUCAAAACCAUUUGGUGAUCAGUUUGAUGAGGAUGAAUUGUUGGCAGAGUUGGCAGAGUUGGAACAAGAAGAACUAGAAGAAAGUAUGAAGAAUAUGGGAAGAUUACCAAGUGUACCAACCACCAAACUGCCUAGUGCAAGACCAAGCCACCUUGCAACCUCAAAGAAGAGAGUGGAGGACGAUCAUGACAUGAAGAGGUUGUCUGCAUGGGCUUCAUAAGCAGCAGUACAAACUCUUUCUUCUUUUUGCUUUUUGCUAACUUGCACUCUUAGCUCUACAUCCAAGAAUUUGUGUCAAAUUAUAAGAUAUUUUUAUAUACAAAAGUAGAGAAAUUAAGCUAAACAUUUGUAUUCAAGCUAAUGAUUUUGUUGUGUGUUGAUCUUUAAGAUGAAGGAUUACUUUGGUGGCAACUUGGUGUAAAUAGUAACAUUUUAUUAGUGAAGGACAGUAAACUGUUAAUUUUUAAGAAAAUGUAGAAUCAGGGUUUUGUUAAAAAAAUAAAC
Molecule: messenger RNA, 1143 nt
Organism: Cyprinus carpio (common carp)
Lineage: Eukaryota; Metazoa; Chordata; Actinopteri; Cypriniformes; Cyprinidae
Product: charged multivesicular body protein 4c-like
Biological process (GO): late endosome to vacuole transport via multivesicular body sorting pathway; vesicle budding from membrane
Cellular component (GO): ESCRT III complex; multivesicular body; cytoplasmic side of plasma membrane
Source: RefSeq, a predicted model, not a curated record